CCCAAGUCUCAGGUUAGGUAACAACCUUGGCUUAGCGAGCAGUGAGCAGUGGCUCGGCCAGAAAGCCACGGGCCGCCCCUCACUUCCCCUCAGGGAUGUCCGAGGAGGCUCAAGGCUGCGUCGCAGGUACCGAGGGAAUUUCCGGGCCCCGGCUCCCCGUCACUCAGGUCCUCGCUGACUCUCAUGUACCUCAAACCCAGCUUCCCAGAAGUUCGCGGUCAACCGUCCCCCAACGGCCUCGAGGUUCUUGUGGCUUAUCCGGUCAAGGCGGACCGCAAGCAAGAGUACGCCCAGUUUGGGCUCGUGAGCCGUCAUGGCAGAUCCCUUCUCCAUCGUCGCGGGGGCCAUUGGUGUGGCCGAAAUCAGCUUCCGCCUCGUGCUUCAUAUUCAUCAACUCCGACAGGAUAUCGAUGGAAUUGAUAGUGAGCUGGAGAGCCUGGCCGAAGAGCUCGAUAGCUUAAGGGAGCUGUGUGAUGCAGUCCAGUCAACCUUCGCUGCUAAAACACGAGACGCAUCCCCGGGGUUAUGGAAGCACCUUGGGAGAGCCCUUGAAAACUGUCGCGGCGUCCUGACGAAGCUGGAUGAGGUGGUAUCGAAGAUCGAAAGGCCAUCGAGUUCAUUAGCACCAGGCAAGAUCAACAACAUGAUGAUGGCCCUCAGAAAGAAGCUGCGGGAAGGAGACUUACGCAACUGCCGAACGCACCUAGCGACAUACCAGAAAGCGCUGCAGCUGGUAUUGAGUACCGUCACCUUCCAAUGUGUGAGCGACUCUCACACCUACAACAUGCGCUCCUUCACAGAUAUUUCCAACGAGUUUCAAGACUUGGGUCAGAGCCUCGAGUACCAGAUUACAAAUCUUCGGCACACAGCCAAAUCAACAGACAGCUCUCAUUACGACCAGGCAGCCGUGUCCGCCCUUGAGGAAUUGCGAGAGUCGGUGACGUCGGCUGCCCUCGCGAUCCAGUCUGCCUCCACCAACCAUCACUUCGACAUACCUCAGUCGGUUAGCAGCAUAUUCACGGGCAGGGAAAUCCUUCUCCAAGAACUUCAACGGCUAUUUGUUCCCCGGCCCGGCAUGAUGCGGGACGAGAUGCAGCGGCGUUUCAUCAUCCAUGGCGUGGGGGGGUCCGGCAAGACGCAGUUCUGCUGCAAGUUUGCCCAAGACAAUCGAGACAGCUUUUGGGGUGUCUUUUGGAUUGAUGCCAGCACUCGCGAACGGGCAAAGCACACCCUCGCUGCCAUCGCCGAGACCGCUGGCCUUGACAAGAACGAAAAUGCUGCGCUACACUGGCUGUCGAAUCUCGAGCACAGAUGGCUGCUCAUCAUUGAUAAUGUCGACGACGAAGAUGCCCCUUUAGAAAGCUAUUUCCCCAAAGGUAACAGGGGCAACAUCCUAGUCACGACGCGAAACCCGGCGUGCAAGAUACACGGGAAUGUUGGGCCUGGCUUUUACGACUUUCGCGGGCUUGACCUCCCCGAAGCUACGCGGCUUCUUCUCAAGGCUUCGGGCAACCCUGAUCCCUGGGACCCAAGCUGCGAGGCGCUGGCCUCGACGAUUACCAAGGCGCUGGGCUUCCUGGCCCUGGCCAUCAUUCAUGCCGGGGCAGCCAUCAGGGACCAGCUUUGCAACCUGCACAAUUACCUGGAUUACUACGGCCGGAGCCGGCAAAGAAUUCGCAAUGCAACGCUCACUGAGAAGGGGACGGCAGCCGAGUCGGCAGUUUUCGCCACCUGGGAGAUAUGCUACGAACGCCUAGAGCACAAGGGCACUGGGGCCGCAGCUGACGCACUAGAACUCCUCAACGUCCUCGCCUUCCUACACUGGGAGGCUAUUUCACCCGAUAUCUUUACGCGUGCUCUGCAGAAUCCGGUUUUGGAAGCAGGCCAAGAAGAAGAUACGCCAGAGGGGGAACCGGGCGGCUUGCUGUCAAAAAUCAUUGCGUUCCUUCUGGGCCUGAAGAGCAGGACACCACCACUAUUACCAAACGUCCUUCGCAACACUUCACCACAGGGCGGCAUCGAAGAAUGCGAGGACCGUGUCCGACUCGCCCUCAAGCAGCUGGCUCACAUGUCCUUAAUCAUCCGCAACGACCACAACGAUACAUACUACAUGCAUCCCAUCGUCCAUACAUGGGCGCGGGAAAGACCCAGGAUGAGGCUAGGGGAACAGGCUCUGUGGGCCGACGUCACGGGGAGAUUACUGGCGUCGUCAAUCCUCCUUCCUCCCUUGGGCUCUUCUGCCGCCGACGAGAAGUACCAUAUCGGUCUCCUCCCGCACAUCGAACACGUCCAGGAAUGCCGGAGGGUUGCCGCUGGCAACAUAUCUAGCGCCCGGGGGCGCAAGCCCGCCCACGACUGGUUCACAAAAUUACUGCCAACGCUGGGCCCUGACAGAGACCGAUUGCUCAUGUACGCCAAAUUCAGCCUGGUGUAUGCCAAGUGUGGCCGUUGGGCCAGCGCAGAAAGGCUGAUGAAGGAGGUGUCAGAAACACUGCGCCACUAUCUCGGGCUCCAAAACAAACGGACCAGGCAAGCCACGCUCUUCCUCGCCACGGUGUAUUGGAACAUGGGGCGCGCCACAGAUGCCGCUUUACUGCAAGUCUCGGUGCUUGAGGCAUGCAAGGGACACCUGGGGUCAUCUCACACCGACACGCUGCGGGCAAUGAGUGAGCUGGGACGCACACGCUGGCAACAGGGCGAGUACACCGCCGCCCUAGCUCUCCAAAAGCCGGUUCUGCACGAGCUGAGUCUGCGCCUGCCCGAAGACCACCCGGAUUUGUUAGAAGCGAUGGACAACCUGGGCAUGACGAUGCAGAAAUUCUGGGAGACGCACCACUUCGAGGAGGCGUUCCGGCUCCACUCCCUCGCCGCGGAGGGCAUGUCCCGGGUCCACGGGCCGGACCACGAGCGGACGCUACUCGCCAAAGAAAGCCUCUGCCGGGUAGCCGUCCAGCUAGGCGGGCCACGAAUGAAACCCGCCCUCGACACCAUGUCAGACGUCCUCGAAGUCCGCCGCGCGCGGCUCGGCAAGGAGCACCCCUACACGCUGCUGGCCAUGGUCAACCUGGCGAUCGUGCUGAGCGCGUCGGGCCACACGGGCGAAGCGCUCGACCUGAUCCGGUGGGGCCUGCCCAUCGCCGACCGCAACCUCGGCCGCGACCACAUCGGCACCCUGUUCGGCCGCCACACGCUCGCGUGCAUCCUCGCCCAGGUCGGCCGCUACGCCGAGGCCGAGGACCUGCUCGUGCUCGUCACCGAGAGCCAGAAGCGCAUGGGCUCCCACCGCGGCAACUACCACCCGGACCGUCUUGGUGCGCUGAUCGAGCUGGCCCGCUGCCAGUACAUGCUCGGCAAGGUCGAUGCUGCUAUUGCGGUUUGUGAUGAGGCUAUUCAGGGGUUUGAUAUCAUUAGUGUCGAACCGCAUCCGCUUGCACUUGGGCUGCGGACGGCCCGCGCGGGCAUGUUGAAGUUGGAGAGUGAGAGGUCGAAUCUUGUUCUUGGCACUUUUAGACCGGAGGAGCAUGAUAUUACCUUUCCGUUUGUUUUGUUUAAGGUUUCUGGGGAUGCGGAAAAGAGGUCCUACCCGGCGAUGGUGAGUUAUGGUUCGGAUGAGGACGUGGAGCGAGAUGGAUACCCAGUGGAUUUAAUGUCAUGAUAUAAUUAGAGCGGAGGUUAUUCGUAAGCAUGGAAGAACUGUACACAAUAAGCUAAUUACAUGG
This is a messenger RNA of Chaetomium fimeti, 3719 nucleotides long. RefSeq names its product tetratricopeptide repeat domain-containing protein. Lineage: Eukaryota; Fungi; Ascomycota; Sordariomycetes; Sordariales; Chaetomiaceae. The coding region runs from base 314 to 3655 and encodes 1113 amino acids. The transcript has 3 exons. The record is from RefSeq and is a predicted model, not a curated record. Gene Ontology annotation, molecular function: ADP binding; protein binding.